Guillardia theta CCMP2712 is the source of this 2220-nucleotide messenger RNA. RefSeq lists its product as hypothetical. Bases 1 to 2220 code for a protein of 739 amino acids. Lineage: Eukaryota; Cryptophyceae; Pyrenomonadales; Geminigeraceae. The record is from RefSeq and is a predicted model, not a curated record. The transcript is spliced from 10 exons.
AUGGCGGGGCGCAAGCCAAUUCUUCUGGUUGUGAUGUUGUUGUGGGGGACAAGAUCAUGUGGGUCCUUCUCGCAGUCAGACCUUCCUCAGCUUGUCGGCCCCAACACCCACAAGAUGCUACAGAAGAUGGUCCAACUCGCUCCUCCAUGGCCGGGACCUGAGGGCCCUCGUGCACUUGAGCAAGAGGACGACUCUGAGUACGAUCCCGGCAAGCCAGCGGAGAGCAUCGAGGCCCUUGAGCUGAGAGAGGCAUCAAAAAAGAAGCUGCUGGAGACAAUCAUCCUAAUGACAAGGCUCCCAGAGGUGGUCACUCUGCUUCUUCCUUGCUUCAUCGUUCGCCUGAUGAAAUUGCAGGACAAUCCAGCGGUUCGAUCCCUGCAAGAAUCUCUCAAUGAAAGCAAGCACUUACUGCAAGAACUUGUUUAUGAUGAAGACUUGUGGUGGGAAUCGAUGGUUCACAAAUUUGCGCGAGACGGUAGAAAGGAGGGCAGCGCACUCAACGAUAUGGACGAGAUCAGAAUUUUGUCUUACAAUGGCGCGAUCUUCCCCAAGUUCUACUGGUCUCAAGAUGUUUUUCAGUGUGAUCUUUACGUUAAAGUUUCCAAUGAUACACGAGCAAGGGACGUUAGAGUGAAGCUGCAGAAGAAAAAUCUGCAUGUUCAAAUCAAGGGCGAGACUCUGAUAGAUGAAGAGCUUGCUUUUCAUGUUCGAGACAGAGAUGAGGAUACAGAAGGUUGUUGGGAGCUCCGCACGUUCCGACACCUCAAGCUCUUACAGAUCCAUUUGUUGAAGAGCACGGAAGGGAUAAUCUUCAACUGCUCGAGCGAUCCGAUCUUGUGGGAUCGAGUCUUCUUGGCAGACAAGAGCAUCGAGACCGCGGCGAUAGACCAGAACGUGCUUGCUCUCUCCGACCUGCGCAGCAAGAAGAGACUGUGUGGCGAUGCUCCAUCGGUCCCGCAUGAGGAUUGCUGCUCUUUGUCCUCCCUCCGCUUGCAAAUUCAGCCUUCAGACUUGCUAAAGAUUCACAGCAUUGACCUUCUUUUUUCCUACGUCUGCUCUGUCCGACUCUUUCGCGGCCGAACGCUUGCCUUUGCGGACUCCUCCUCUUCUUGGCUGGUGGCACUGAGUGCGGUUCUUACCGCACGUGACAGCGAAGGAUGCUCAGCCAUUAACUCAACAGAUUAUGUGCUGGCAAAGAGCAGGAGUGCUCUUAUGAGCAAGUUGCAUUUCUUAGAUCAAGAGGACCGCGAAGGAUUGUACUUGCAGGCCAUUGGGGAUGUGGAGACGAUUGCAGUGAGCAAGACGCUCACGUUGUCGGCUUUCAAUGAGAUGAAGAAAAUCUUUGAAACGAGCUUGCAAAGACUAGCGCCAGAAGAGCAUGAGACCAAGCAAACAAAAGGCAAAGUGGACGCUUUCGCGCUUCGAGCAAACGCUUCAAUCUUCAUACCACGAGAUCAUUUGCUCGCCGCUAUGCACAAGAUGAGAUUCUUCACCGCAUGGCGAGGCGAUCAGAAUGGGAGCCUCCUCAUCCACCAGAGGAUUUUGGGAGCAUCCAAGGAGAAAAGAAUUUGGGUUUUGCUAGGGCUGAAAGAAUUGAGAGAUUUUAAUUUUUCAUCUUCGCGGGAAGUGGAUUUCUCUUCUAGCUCGAAUGCUGAGGAAACGUUCGAUCCUGUCAGCUUCUUGAAGAGCAGGAAGGAAAUGAUGGACGCUCUCUCUGAGUCCGACGACCUUGCACCGGCUGACAUGCAGGGCGAAGGAGCAGAGAGAAGUGCUGGGGAAGGAGGGAGGGGAGAAGGGGAGGAAGGAGGGGGAAAGAUCGACGAGCGGUUUGUUGAUGGAAAGGACCAUUAUCGCAUCGACGAGGAGGUCACCGAGCUCAUCAAGAAGGGCAAGUACAACCCCGAGGACCUUCAAACUGCUCCUGCUUUCCGCGAGCCUCGCGUGCCGGUCCCGCGCAAGAUGACGAUGGAAGAGCUCAUUGAGCACUACAACAAGCAGCAGCCAGAAGAGGAGGAGGAGUCGGUCGAUCAGUGGACCAACGAUGUGACGGAUGCUAAGGCGAAACCUGCUCCCGCUAGGAAACCGAAAAAACCGAUUAAGUUCAUCGGCCCUGAUGGAAACCUUUACCUCAUGCGAGAGAAACCCCAGGGACAAGUGCAGGAAAUGCCGUCAUCUGUCGAGGAAGACGAAGAAGAGAUUGAUGUUGAAGAUGGUUGGUAA